Messenger RNA from Bombus pascuorum, 3982 nucleotides. RefSeq names its product dynein axonemal intermediate chain 3-like. Gene Ontology annotation, cellular component: inner dynein arm. Gene Ontology annotation, molecular function: dynein heavy chain binding; dynein light chain binding. NCBI's taxonomy places the organism in Eukaryota, Metazoa, Arthropoda, Insecta, Hymenoptera, Apidae. The record is from RefSeq and is a predicted model, not a curated record. The coding region runs from base 407 to 3922 and encodes 1171 amino acids. Gene Ontology annotation, biological process: cilium movement involved in cell motility; inner dynein arm assembly. The transcript has 13 exons.
AUUUCUACAGCUUAAAUAAAAGAUAGAACACAGUCUAUUGAGGCCUAAAUUGGACUACAAGUAGCGUAGUCCUUAACUUGGCAUCGUUUGCCAAAGAUUAAUUGAUUAAUACAUGAAAAAACAGUGUAUGCUCUGUAGUAGGAUGAACAAGUAUUGUAGAGGUAUUCGUAUGUCAAUAUUAAGAUCUCACGUCUCGUUCAGUACCUCGUUCGUGGUACGAUUACAAAUCGAAUACAAUACAUAGAUAUUUGACAGAUUCCUGUCAUAGCAUAGUCGACAACGUCAUGUGUGACAGAAACGUAUUUAAAUUGUUUAACGUGUUUAAAUAAUUUAGUAUUAUUUAUAUAAUUUUUCUAUUAUAAGUAGAAUAUUCAUAAUCAACAUACGCAUAAUCAACUGAAAUAUAAUGGCUGAUGAACAUGGGACUCAUAAUGAAGAGAAAGAGAAACAAGAUGAGCAACCUAAUCAAGAUGACAAAAUUCUUCAAAGUGAAGAAACUGAACAGGGAGAAUAUGAAAGUACAGUUGAAGAAUCAAAGAAAAGGGAAUAUUCUGCGUUAGCAGACGAUGCCAUGUAUGAUGACGAUUAUUCCGAAGUUGAAGAUUAUGGAUACAUGCCUAAAUAUGAAAAGGACUGGUCGGAAGCAGUAAAGUCUAUUUCUAGCGAAACCAUAGAUUGGGAGAAGGAAGCAAAGGAAACAGUACGCUUGGACAUAAGUACAUUAAAAGAAAGACGAAGAACGAUUUUCGAUUUAGAUUCUUAUUCCGCUUCCGGUCCAUCAACCAGCGAUCUUCUACGUCUUGCUUCGGUGGAUUAUGUACCCGAACCACCGAAAGAAAUUCGCUAUUCUGUUUCACUAGGCGCACCAGGUAUAGCAAGAAUCAACUUGUCGCCUCUAACGCAAAAGGUAGUUGGUUGUGUCAUAGGAGAAAACGUUAGCACCGAGUAUCCUUGGGUAUACGUUCGGAAAGAGAUCAUUGAAGACAAUAUAGAUCUCCACGAAGACAGUAGCGAUUUCCUGCCAAUAAAAAACGAGAUUCGAAUGUUUCCGAAUUCGAAGAUACUAAUCGGUUAUGUUCCAUCGUUAACCGAAGAAGGUCAGUUUUAUAUAUGCUUGACGGAGGAAGGUCGAGAUGCUGUGGUCGAACAAAUUCAGAAACAAAGAGAGGAACAUGAAAAUCGUGUGAGGACCGCCGUCUAUAAACCGUUAGGGAAAUGGCAGGAAUUUAACAGCAGUGUAGAGAUCGAGGCGUCCAUCGUUAAGAAUACUAGACCGCUGUUAGAGAUCGAGGUAAUAGGAACAGCAGAUAUAUUCAAUGCAUCAUUUCAAUUCGAAGACAGAAAAGUAGACGACGUUAGAGAUGGAUACAUCGAACUUCUCCCUUACCGUCAAAUCUUUGAAAAUAUUCCACGUAAACUGUUAAACAAUAUGACUCAGGUUACUCCGGAUGUUCGAGAUGUGGAAACUCAAACGGCUCUUUCGGUACUUACAAAUUGUUGGGUUCAGUACAAAUAUGAAUAUAAGUCUCCGGAUAUAUCGAAAUUUACGCCAGAUAAAGUAGAAUCUUUGAGGAGCUUCCUUCGUCGUUUCAGCGACUAUGUGUGCGAUCAAUUGUUGUUAAAUGCUACUUGGGACAUUUACACGAACGAUUAUGGCAAUUUAGUGAGGAACAUAAGAGAUACACAGUGGCCGAUACCUGUAAGCUAUGAGGAACACUUAAGCUUUCAUGAUGAACAGCAUGUGGCUAGUAAAGUCAUCAAUGAUCUUUGCUGGCAUCCAUUAUGGACUGGUAUAGCGUUUGCUGCCUAUACGAGCUACUCAAAGAGUCAAUAUCUAAUUGGACCUAAAUCGAACGAAGAGGUAGUUAAGGCUUGCGACAAUAAUUUUGUUCUCGUAUGGUCGUUCAACGAUCGUUUGACACCAAAAUUGGUUCUUGAAUGUCCAAGGGAAGUGACAUCCGUAGCUGUGAGUCCACUAGAUGGAAAUCUGAUCGUAGGUGGUUGCGCAAAUGGGCAGAUCGUACUAUGGCACAUCCCAGGUAAAAUCGAGAAAGUGGAAGCGGUAAUUGUGUAUACAGCUGCUCAAAUCAAGCAUAGAAUCGCGAUAAAGACUUUGACCGUGUGGAUGCAGGAAGUAAUUGGAACGUCCGUAAUCAGACCUACUGCAAUAUCCUCGUUAAAAGAGAGCCAGAAGGCGGCUGUGACUCAGAUUAUAUGGAUUGCUCCGUACGAUCAGCUUGAUUCCAGUGGCAGAAUUACAUCGUUGCCAGAAGACACUAGUGUCAAUGAUUUAUCCUCGCAAUUUGUAACUGCAAGCGAGGAUGGUACGAUCGCUUUCUGGAACUUGAAGUUAGAUGAAAAAUGGCAGAUGUAUAAGAAGGAGAAAAAAGAGAAAAAGAAAGGUACCGUAAUAAGACCAGAAGCAUUGGCAAAGUCGAUAUCUCCGUUUAAAGUACUGGACCGUAUUUUCAAGCCCUAUUAUGUCUUGACAAUCCAACAUCCAAAUGAAAGUCGAAAUGUAGUAAUAACUACUAUGAGCAUGUAUGCACCGAAAUUUAUGAAAAAACGCACUGACGUUGUUCCAUCAACACAUGAUGUAACUAUACGGAGGUAUUUUGAAAAUGUUAUCAAGAAACCAGAUUAUGUGAUGAAACCGAUGAUACAUGUCGGUACUGUAGAAGGUGAUUUUGGUUGCAUCACGUGGGAAGGAUACGAUUUCACAACAGAUUUAAAUAUUAAUACAGAAAUAUGUGGAUGGUGUUGGUUUAAAAGAAUACACGAUGGUCCUAUAACACAUUCUGUUAGAUCUAAGGUAAAUAGAUCGUGGCUUGCAACCGUAGGUGGCAAAAUAUUCGCUAUUUGGAAGGAGGAUAUUGGUAUACCGUUAUUUUGGAAGAAAUCACAAGUUAGCCUCACUGCUAUUUCUUGGGGUAGCUAUCGCCCCACGAUAGUAAUUCUAACACGAUUAGAUGGUACCGUCGAAUUAUGGGAUUUCAUGGUGAAAACAGAAGAACCAUGCGUCAUGCAGAGUCUGUCAGGUCGCAUAAUUACGGGGAUAUACACACACGAAUUAUAUUUGACUCCACAAUGCGUAGGAUUUUGCGAUUUCAAUGGUAUCUUAAGGAUGUUUCUCGCUCCCGAUGUUUUUCUCAAGAGCGACACUGCUUGUGUAGAAUGGAUGAGUAAUUUUAUCGAACGCCAAGUUAAAAGGGUAAAGAGCUGUAGAGAAUGGUUAGAGAGAUGGACACAAACGGCUUAUAAGGAAAUCGAAGAAAAACAAAGAAAAGCAGAGAGGAAGAAGCAAGAGGAAGAAGAGAAAGCAGUCACCUCUAAAACAAUGGAAGCUGAACCUUUAGUAGAGCCUCUAAAAAAAAGCUUAAGAACAUGGGAAGUGAUUGAAGAAUCACGCGAAAGAUGGAAAACAAGGGAGUUGAAGCACAUGCAGCAAGUGCUUCUGGAGAAGAAAGGUUUAAAGAAAGACGACCUCGAAAGACAGCGUGAACCUAUUCUAAGAUUACGGCAGGAUGCAGAAAGGAAGAAGAAAAAAUUACGGCAGACAUUAAAAAUGCAAGAAAGUAUUUUUGAGCACACCAAAAACCUUUUCUUCCCCAAACAUCAGCCAGAGACCAAACGAAUUUCCGUGGCGCCAGUGCCAGGAAAAAUCGAUAAACCAAUUACUGUGGAGGACACUAUACUCGAAGAGGAAAUGAUGGAAAUGCAACGAAUUGACCCGAAUGAAGAGAUCAUUUACCAUUUUAUGGAAACGCAGGCUAAAGUGUUAGCUGAUUUACAGAAGCAUCCGUUUCAGCAUUCGUUUAAUUGGGAGAAUAUUCUAAGAAAGAAGAAAACGAUACGCGUCACGAUGGAUACCGAGUUGAAAAAAUUGAACAAAUCGAAGAAAAGAUUCAGUAUAAUCAUAUAAAUGAUAUCUACAAUAAAACAUUAAUUUAACUAUGUAACUAUGACUUAUCAUGAAAAUAUA